Protopolystoma xenopodis is the source of this 372-nucleotide messenger RNA. Lineage: Eukaryota; Metazoa; Platyhelminthes; Monogenea; Polystomatidea; Polystomatidae. The record is from the annotation of a GenBank genome assembly.
AUGCGUUUUGUCAUGUCGUCCAUUUUUGACUGGGCCGCUUCAAACGGAGGCCGACAUGAUGACGAUGACACGUUGCCAAUCUUUAUGAUUGGCUGUAAAAAACCUUUACCGUACCAUCAAGAGGGUGCUGGUUCGACAGAUUCCGACUCGAUACGUUGCCCGGCGAUCGAUGCAAAAGCAAUCCUUUAUAUUGAAGUUGUGCCAGAUCUGGAUUUUGUCCGAUUCUUCUGCACCGCUCAGCAGCAAUCGGUUAGGCAGGGGGAGGCGGCACUGGGUCACGAUGUUCACGGCCAAUUAGCAGGCUUGCAUGAAGUUUGGUCUAUUCUUUAUGUUGGCUCCGGUACCAACCUAUUUUUUAAGAAUAGCUCCUGA